Messenger RNA from Anastrepha obliqua, 756 nucleotides. RefSeq lists its product as uncharacterized. The transcript has 4 exons. The record is from RefSeq and is a predicted model, not a curated record. Bases 1 to 756 code for a protein of 251 amino acids. NCBI's taxonomy places the organism in Eukaryota, Metazoa, Arthropoda, Insecta, Diptera, Tephritidae.
AUGCCUUCAAUUGCGCAUCCUCGCUUCAUCUUCUACCUGCUCUGCGCCGCCUCUCUGCUCGCUGUGGUGCGCUCCGAUCCCAACAGCACUCGGAAGCCGCGUCGCUAUGAAGAUUCCAAUGAAGACAUCGCCUACGAAGCAGCAAAACAGUUGGGUCAACUAAAUUAUCGCCUCAAUCAGUUGGCUUUCGAAGAACAGUCACGACAAAUUUCUCUGCCAAAUGUGACCAUUAACAACCUGGUGAGCCGCAUACCCUGUACCUGUGACAAGGGCAUAUGCAAAUGCUGUGCGGGUUUUUUAUCCGUGAUUGGCUUGAAUAGCUGCACCGAGGUGGUCUACCGACCCGAAGAGUUCUCCUUCGAGUUGCGCAUGCGCGUCAACAAUAAUGUGUGGUUCAAACGCAAAGUAUCUGGACAAAAUCCACCACCUUUCUGCUUCCGUCCGCCACGUUUCAAUUUUGCGCGAGCUUGCAUACAGUUCCAUGAUAUUUGGUUUGUGGGUCGAAAUAUGCACGUUUGCAUGUAUUUGUCGGGCUCGUUUCAAGGAUAUGAGCUGUUUGAGCGUAAUUUCGACUGCCUACUGUUCGGCGAUAAGGGCGUGAAAAUUGUCAAACCAGAGCAGGGCUAUCCAGUGCGUCCUACAGAUGUGGAUAUUGAUGAUAGCGACGAUGAGAUCGAGGAGUAUGAUGAGAAUGUGGUGCGCAGAAAGCGACACCGACGUCUGAGUAAAGUAAUGCGUUCAAAAUCUGAGGCUUAA